GCGAGCGGCUCCCGGGCUUCUCCCUGCCCCGCGCCGCCAUUUUGUUGCUGUGAGACGAGCAUUAGCGGCGGCGGUGGCGGCGCCGGUCCACUGUCACCUUGCAACCUUCCCUCCCUCACUCCCAGCCGCAGCCGCAGCUGUAGGUCAGUCGGUGGUAUCGACACCAGCCCGCUAUCGCGCCUCUAGCAGGGACGGAGCCCGUCACACCUGCCGCUCGCUGCCCGCCACCGUGGAGCCGCCGUACGCCUACAACCCGCCGCCCGUCAGUCUCAUGGAGCAGCCCAUGGUGGCCGCGGGCUCCGAGGAGUUUCCCGAGGGAGCCAAGAUCAACGCCAGCAAAAACCAGGAGGACGAAGGAAAAAUGUUCAUUGGGGGCCUUAGCUGGGAUACAAGCAAGAAGGAUUUGACAGAUUACUUGUCCAGGUUCGGUGAAGUAGUGGACUGUACCAUAAAAAUGGACGCGGUGACGGGACGGUCAAGAGGAUUUGGUUUUGUACUAUUCAGAGAACCUGCAAGUGUGGACAGGGUGUUGGAACUGAAGGAACACAAGCUUGAUGGGAGGCUUAUUGACCCCAAAAGAGCAAAGGCAAUAAAAGGCAAGGAGCCAGCUAAGAAAGUUUUUGUUGGUGGCCUAAGUCCUGAUGUGCCCGAAGAAAUGGUUAAAGACUAUUUUGGAGCAUAUGGAGAGAUUGAAGGCAUUGAACUUCCCAUUGACAACAAGACGAAUGAACGGAGAGGAUUCUGCUUUAUCACAUUCAAGGAAGAAGAACCAGUGAAAAGGCUUUUGGAGAAUAAGUAUCACAAUAUAGGCUCAAGCAAGUGUGAAAUUAAAGUGGCACAGCCCAAGGAAGUCUACAGGCAGCAGCAGCAACGAGGAGGCAGAGGUGGAGGUGGGUUUGGUGGAAGAGGUCGCGGUAGAGGGGGACAAAAUCCGAACUGGAACCAGGGAUACAACAGCUACUGGAAUCAAGGUUAUAGUAGUUACAACAAUGGCUAUAGCAAUCCAGGUUACAAUGGAUAUGGAGGUUAUGAUUACUCUGGGUAUAACUACAACAACUACGGAUAUGCUCCAGAAUAUGAUACCUACAAUAGUGGAGAAACGGAGGUAUAAACAUCAGUAUAGCAGAAGAGCAUGUGAAGAGGAAAUGUUAAACCUGAGAGCAUCUGUGUUUUCCUUUGGGACUUUUGUACCACAUGAAAUCUGAAGUCGACAUCUUUUGUGUCCCAAAUGUAUAUAGCAUCUAAACAUUUUUAUGUUAUAGUUACUUUGCUUUGUACGACUUGAAACGCAUUCCUUAACCUCUGUGUACUGUGAUAGUAUAUAAUAAAGUUGCUACUAACUGGUGUGAUGCAACACUUGUUUGUUGGCGUACACUGUUGUAUGUGCUGCAUUGCAUCUGUUGCUGAAAUAAAUGAGUAUGAAUGCUCAGAUGUUAAGUGGAUUAUUGGGUGGAGAAAAAAAAGGCUUUUGGUUUGCUUCAUAAUUUGACAGUAUAGAGGUAACUUUUGGCUAUAGAUACAGUAACUGGAGAUUCCUUAUCUGAAGACAGUUGUAUUUUGGCCUUGUCUGAAGGAGAAAAUAUAUAAUUUAUUUAUCCUGUUUUUAUGUUGGUAUUAUUCCACAAUCUAAAAAUAUUGUGCAUUAGAUCUGAAAGUUACUCUAGGUUUAGCUGCUUUCCUCCAGCGUAUUGGUCUAGUCUACCCCCCCCCCCCCCCCCCCAUAAACGGAGUAAUUUUGGAAAGAUUUAAAACCUUUGCUAUUAUUCCCUGGCUGGUGUCAAGUUUGUUGAAUAGGAUCUUAUCUACAUGAUUGCAGCCUUUUUUUUGAUGUGGAGUGGGGUGUUGACAGGUUUGCCUCCGACAUACUGGUCUUGCUUUUGAUUUCAUUAAACUACCAUGAUCUACAUUUGUUGACUUUAAACCUUGAGGGUAUUGUGAUGAUUACUGACUUAUUUUUAUGAAUGGAUUUUGCAUUCUGUUAAACCAACUGUGGACAGGCUUUAAUUGUAACUAUUGAAUAAUUUGUUCUGAUGAAUUAGGUUUUCCAUGAAAAUAUAUUAGGAAAUUGAUUGAAUUAGCCCAAGUUGAUACAAUGCCAUGUAGUCUGAUGAAUGGUCCUGAUCUGAAAUGUCGCCUAUCCAUGUUCUCCAGAAAUGCUACCUGAUCUGCUGAGUUACUCCAGUGGUGUCUUUUGAUACCAUGUCAUUUUGGCUUGGAUUAGGUUAGUUUAUUGGAUUUCUAAAAAGAAUGCGUACCAUUUGGGUGACUGGCGUACAACCUUGAUAAAAUUAAAGCAAAUUGAAGAAUCUCUUGCAAAUAUGCAUGGAAAAAUACCUGCAGCAUAAAUGCAUUGAUAUCAGUGUUUUCUACAAGUCAUAGCUGUUUAAUCAACAUUUGAAAGCUUCAGGUUUGCAAGCUGAAAAUUUGAUUCCGUGGCAGGAUGAGCCUAAGGAAGAAUGUUUAUUUUAAAUGUGAAAUGAUCCUGUGGCCUGAGCUGUAACCUUUUCCAGGAAAGAUGCAAUGUGUUGGCAUAGACUUCUAUUAAAGGCAAACAGUAAAUUGACGAUUAAACCAAUCUCCUGCUUUACAAAUAUGUCAGCAGUUUUGUAUCCCUCUGUGCUGGGAUGUAUUAUAACUAGUAGCAAGGACCCAUACAGGAGGUUGAUUGAUUUACACGGAGUUGGGGAGGGGUUAAUACAUCGAUGUGGAUUGUGAAUAAGUUAGUGAACAUAUGGGAAUGAAUCUUCAAUUGGUGAUUAAUACAGUAUUGUCAUUGAUGCUUGGGGCCCCAGCUAUUCAUGAUGUGUUUCAAAGAUUUGGCUGAGGGAAUGAGAAUGCGUUUCUAAACUUGCUGACACAAAGCUAUUGGGGAUUGAGUAGGGAGGAGAGUAAAAUAAAUUUCAUGGGGAUAAAUGGUCAGAGUGGGCAAGGUCAUCACAGAUGUGCUUACCACCAGGGGCGCGGCAGCCCUGGCAACAGUCUGUAUGUUUUUUUGUUUUUUUUUAGUGUGUGUUAAAAGUUUGUGUAAAUGUUCUGUUUGUUUUAUGUGGGGGGAGGGGGAAACUUUUUUAUCAGUGCUUACCCUGCCGGAGAUGCGAUUACUUUUCGGGUCAUGUCUCCGGUUGCUCUGCUGGAGGCCUCGGACUGACCUUGGGACCCACUGCGGGGGGUGGACUUAACAUCGGAGUCGAUCCCUUGCCUGAGACUUUACAUCAGGAGCUCGCAGUCUCGGGAGAGGGUAGUCGGGCGCUCCAACGACGCAGAUGCUCGAUCCGCCCCGACGUGGGGUUCGAUUGCAAGGGAGCGGACAUCCCUCCACCCCCCCCCCCCCCGCCCGGAUGCAGGAGCUGAUCGCCUCGGAGGGCCAAAACGCUGCUGGCUACGGGAGUCAAGAUCGUCCAGUCAACGGAAGGCUCGAGGCCCCUGACCGUGGGAGAGCAAAGGGAAAAGAUUGAACUUUUUUUCGCCUUCCAUCACAGUGAUGAAUGUGGAGGAGUUACUGGUGGACAUUUAUGUUAAAAUGUGUUUUGUGUGUUCCGUUGCUUUUUAUAGUAUGACAGACUUGGCAAAUGAAAUUCCUCGUAUGUUACAAAACAUACUUGGCUAAUAAAGUAUUAUUGUGAUUGUGAAAUGUGGAAAAAUGUUAACCACUUCUAUGCACAAAUGUUUUUCAAUAGUGAGUAAGGUUCAAAGUUUACCCAAGUGCCAUACACAAAUCAACGAUAACCAAUGUGCAGAUAUAGCUUGCCAUUCAGGAUUCAAAUGGUAUACUGGCUUUUAUUGAAGGUUUGCGUACAGGAAUAAAGAUAACCAAUUAUA
Molecule: messenger RNA, 3819 nt
Organism: Amblyraja radiata (thorny skate)
Lineage: Eukaryota; Metazoa; Chordata; Chondrichthyes; Rajiformes; Rajidae
Gene: hnrnpdl
Product: heterogeneous nuclear ribonucleoprotein D-like
Exons: 7
Coding region: 272-1111 (279 amino acids)
Biological process (GO): regulation of gene expression
Cellular component (GO): chromatin; nucleoplasm
Molecular function (GO): poly(A) binding; poly(G) binding
Source: RefSeq, a predicted model, not a curated record